Molecule: messenger RNA, 973 nt
Organism: Rhinopithecus roxellana (golden snub-nosed monkey)
Lineage: Eukaryota; Metazoa; Chordata; Mammalia; Primates; Cercopithecidae
Gene: LRRC30
Product: leucine rich repeat containing 30
Exons: 1
Coding region: 30-935 (301 amino acids)
Molecular function (GO): protein binding
Source: RefSeq, a predicted model, not a curated record
AGCGGAGAGUGAAUAGAAGGGAAGGUACAAUGGGGGCCAGGCAGUCAAGGGCCAGCUCCAAGGAUAAGGGCCCCAGGAGGAUACUCUUCACGGGGAGGAGACAGAAGUUUUCUCCGUGGGACGAUGCCCUGCUCUCGGGAAGGGACCCGCGGUCUCUGCUGAAGCGGGGCAUGCACCACGUCAGCUUCAGCCUGGUCACCAGAGGAAUGACAGACAUCCCCGACUUUCUGUGGGGCUUGUCCGAGGUCCAGAAACUCAAUCUGUCUCACAACCAGCUCCGGGUUCUCCCUCCCGAGGUGGGGAAACUGACCCGGAUCGUGGUCCUGAACUUGUGCGGGAACCGCCUGAAGAGCCUGCCCAGAGAAGUGAGCCUCCUGCAGUGCCUCCGGGUCCUGUUUGUCAACAUGAACUGCCUGACCGAGGUGCCGGCCGAGCUGAGCUUGUGCCGAAAGCUGGAGGUCCUGAGCUUGUCGCACAACUGCCUGUCCCAGCUCCCUGCGUGCUUCGCUGACCUCUCCAGACUGAGGAAGCUGAACCUCAGCCACAACGUCUUCGCGCACAUCCCCAUGUGUGUGUUCUCCCUGAAGGAACUGACUUUCUUGCACGUGGGCUCGAAUCGCCUGGAAAACAUCGCUGAGAGCAUCCAGCACCUGACCAGCCUUCAGAUCUUCAUCGCAGAGGGCAACAACAUCCACUCCUUCCCGAGGUCGCUUUGCCUGGUCACCAGCCUGGAGCUGCUGAACCUCAACAACAACGACAUCCAGACCCUCCCGGGCGAACUCCACCUGCUGUGUAGACUGGUGAGGAUCGCCUGGAAUCCCAUGGACAAAGGGCUCCACAUUUCCCACAACCCUUUAUCCAAGCCUCUGCCGGAGCUGGUGGAGGGGGGCCUGCAGAUGCUGUUCGGCUACCUGAAGGACAAAAAACACACAUGACGUGGGUCCUGGAGGCCUGGAUGGGAGGCAGCUCACCU